AAAUAUCAACAAGUCAGUGUCAAUUGUCAAAAUAGCCGACUGUGUUUUCGAUUCAUAAAAUAAAAUGUAAUUAUAGAUAGAAAUAUGGCGUUAUUUAUGAAGCAGGACUUUUCUCCGCCCAUCCUGUCAAAAAAAUGGAUCGCUAUAAAAUUUAGACCAAAUAUGUUAAUUUACAGUCAUGAGAAUAUAAUAGCGAUACUCGAAAGUGGACUCCUCUUCCGGGAGGACAGUGUUGAGGUAGAGCAAGAGGCGCCCUGCCCGGAGGUGGCGUGGAGGCACGCGGGGGGCGGGGCGGGGGGCUGGCUCACGAGGGGGGAGAGGAAUAGCGCUAUAGGGGCGAUCGUCGCGUGCCUUGUGGUCGCGCCACCGAGGAACCUAAACAAAUGGACUCUGAUACGCGUGGCGUGUCUCGCACUCGCCCCGCUAGCAGUGCGCGGCGCGCACCGCGCGCGCUGCCGCGGCAGCCUGCGCGCGCUGCUCGGCGCCAUGCGCGAGUACAUGGCGCUCGCGCGGCGGGCGACCGCCUGCUGCAGGGAGUACGCGGCCAUGCACGCGCAGCUAGUAUCAGUAACAUCAGCAAUAGAAUCCACACACGCGAUGCUGUGUCGCCAGCAGAAAGAACUUCUCCUGCUCAUGUCGCGCGCCACGUCAGCGCUUCUGGGCAACAUACCUUGGCUAAGGGGUGACAUCGCGCUGGAAUGCGAGACGGACAGUCUGAUGAAAAUCCAUCACGCCUUCCUCGUGGUCCAAUCCACACUACUAAAACAUAUCGCCCUCGCCCAUUACAUACCGUCGCAGGCGCAAAAACUAUACAAAAAUCACAACGAACGUAUAUAUUGGAUACACCACACGCUCAUAGACAAUCUCAUCAUAGAAUUCAAAGAGAAUUACGAAUCCCUAGAACGCAUGUAUCGAUUGCUCAAGAACUAUGGGACAAAAGACAGUGACAGUGCUCUGAAAAGGCCAGGUUCUGCCAUCAAAGAAACGUGGCUUUAUUCAGACAUACAUACAGGUGUCGCCAGGGCUUGUUUAGAACUGAAAUUGGCACUUAACAAAUGCAACGACCUAGAUAUGUUCUUAGAUUCAUGCGCAUUAAAUAAGCAAGCAUUUGACUUAAAUGUUCUGAAUAAGGAUAUCGAUGCUAUAAUCGACGGUAUAGCCAACUGUUUAAGCACAAUGCAAAACUCUCAAAUUCGUUUGAAGAAAUUGCAAAAUAAGUUUAAAGUGGAUGAUCCAAAAAUUGAAGAAUCGGAAGAACACGUGGAAGACACGGCAAUUUUAAAAAUAGAACAAGUCGAACCGGAAAUUAAAGAUGAAGUUUUUUAUUUCGUUAAAACAGAUGACGACGAUAUUGCUCAGCCAGUUGCAGAUGUUGUGACAGCUCCUGGCCGAAAAGAAAAAGAAACGACGAAGAUGGUUUUGAAUGAGUUAAAAAGGAAACUGGUAAAGCGAGAGGAUUUAAUGAGGGAAAGAGAGAGGCAAGCGCUGGCUAAAACAAUGCCGGAUUCGAAAAACGUGCCAGAAUUCCCGAGACAGAUCAGCUUGCAGGAUUUCGUUGAUCGAAAAGGUUUUAUAUCCAAAAUCGAAAGAAAGCAGCGAAAAAAAAUUAAAUCAAAGAAAACUAAAAAUGCAAAAAACAAGUACAGAUUAAAAGUUUGUAAAUAUAUUGACGAAACGGAUAUCACUGAUGAUAUGUAUGAGGCAAACGCGAAGUUAAAUGUAAAAAAUCGCCUUAUUACUGUAGGAAAAGAUAAAAAUAGCUUUAUUUUGAAUAAAUGGGUUAAGAAAAUCGCAAUUAUUAAUAAUGGCUUGGACUCUAGUGGUCUUUCAGACGGUCUCAGUGACGUUGAAUCGGAUGCUGUUAACUUAAAUGUAAGAAACGUGAAUCAAAAUAAAAACGAAGCAAUAAAUUAUAAAUUUAAUAAGAAAGAUUUAGAUCUGACUUCGUCGUCAUCAGACAGUGAAUUUGAUAUUGAAAAUAACGGUUUGCUUAAAGAUGUAAGACGCUACAGAGCUACCCGGAAAAAGAAUUUUCCCGCCAAGCGAGCUUCCAUAGACAAGGAUGUAGAUGAAAGCAUGAAGCCCAUAGAGUAUAGAUUCGGGACGGGCAUGGCGAUGGCGUCCGUGCUGCAGAUAAAUAAUAAUUCUAGGAUGCCAAAUAUGGCUGCAGAAGAAGUUUUUAUUGGGAAUGGUGAAGUAUCAGAUGAUAGUGGUAACGAUGAAGAUGCUUAACUAGGUCUUAUUGCAAAAACAGUUAAUAGUCGUCAAAUUGGCGCAUAAAUAUGAGAUAUUUUUGAAGUUAAAUAUAUAAUUUUUGUAUACGCCUGUUGAGCGAGUAGUUUUAAUCAUUGCAUUUUAUUUAAAUUAUGAUUAAAAAUAAAUUGAGCUCAUAUUUUAAUUUUAAAUAACACAUAAUCUGAGAAUUCACAGUAAAAUGAUUAUAAAAUUAGCUAGUCAAUGAUUGCAUGAUUAUGAAUUGGUUGUAAAGUAUUAUGAUUUUAAGUGCAAAAUAUGUUCUUAUUAUAUUAAAUAAAUGAUAAUGUUUUAA
Molecule: messenger RNA, 2548 nt
Organism: Zerene cesonia (dogface butterfly)
Lineage: Eukaryota; Metazoa; Arthropoda; Insecta; Lepidoptera; Pieridae
Exons: 6
Coding region: 85-2232 (715 amino acids)
Source: RefSeq, a predicted model, not a curated record